GGACCGCGCAAAGGAUGUGCUGGUCCUGGGAGAGAACAUCUGUGAUGAGGCGGAGGAGAAGCGAGCAGAAGGAGAAGAAUGGAGAGCACGAAUCCGAUCUGUAAGUCCCACUCCAACGUUAGAUAAGAAAACGACACCGUGCUCAUGGCGAUAUGCGUAUUAUUUGAUUUAGUUGCCUGUAAUCAGCACGGAUGUUCUCAACAUGGACAAACAAUUACUUCGUAGGGCGCACAAAGUGUUGGCAUUCCUUGUCCAUUUUUACGUUCAUUCCAUUCCACCCGCCAAAUCUUCCGGCCCGACCAUCGUUCCCCGUUCGUUAGCCAUUCCUUUAGUGGAGGUGUCAAAGGUGCUAGGUAUGGCCCCCGUACUCACGUAUCUUGAUACGGUGGUGUGGAAUUGGGAGGUCAUCGACCCCACACUCCCAGUCACCAUCGACAAUAUGCGCUGGGUGGAUUUAUUUUCGGGCACAGAGGACGAGAGAAACUUUUUUUUUGCGGCUGCAAGGACGGAGAUGAGAGGCAUCGAAAUAAUCCAAAUAAUCAACGACUAUCUGAGCCUCCCAGACGUCAAUGACAUAAAUGCAGUAUCUAAGGUCUCCAAGAACCUUAACCGCCUCACUGUAGCGAUACGCGAGAUCGACGAGAUGGUUCAAGAGGUGCGCGAGAUGGUGGACCCGAGGACUUUCUACUGGACCGUUCGCCCGUGGUUCAAUGGAAGCCCUAGCGAAGAAGAAGGGGGCGAAUGGAUUUUUGAGGGCGUCCCAAACACCCGUUCAUUUGACCUCAGCGGUCCAUCAAACGGGCAGAGUAGCAUGAUACAUGCACUCGACAUUUUCCUCGCCGUUGAUCACAAGCUGCAACAGCGCCGCUAUCCGGCUCCAUCCGAGUCCAACAAGCGUGCUGAUCACGGAUUUAUGGAUCGCAUGAGACGCUACAUGCCUGGCAGGCACCGAGAAUAUUUAUCCCGCCUGGAAGCCAACCCUAGGCCACUCAGGGAGCUCGUGCAGAACACACCUGUUCUUCGUGAACCGUAUAAUGCAGCGGUGGCGGCAUUGAAAAAACUCCGCGACCGACAUAUGCGUGUUGCAUGCCUCUAUGUGGUGACGAUGUCGCGAUCCACUGCCACUGGGAGUAAAUGUCCUGUACUUGCCAUGGCAGCACGGAUGGAGAGAGAGGGGGCAAGAAAAGGACCUGCGAAGGGAACCGGAGGAAAUGAUUUAUCUCUGCUCUUGAAGGCGGGACGAGAUGCGACACAGCGCACCAUGCUCAAAAGCAACUGAGACCACAGUCUCGCCGUACUUAUAUUCAAUCCUUCGUAAUUUCGACAAUUUUUCUAGUGCCCGCCUUGAUGGUGGUGCAAUUCUUGAAGGCCGGUAUCGGCAACGACCACAUUAACCAUUUCGUUUCGUGUAGCGUUAACU
This is a messenger RNA of Serpula lacrymans var. lacrymans S7.9, 1420 nucleotides long. RefSeq lists its product as uncharacterized. Gene Ontology annotation, molecular function: heme binding; indoleamine 2,3-dioxygenase activity; metal ion binding. The transcript has a single exon. The record is from RefSeq and is a predicted model, not a curated record. Gene Ontology annotation, biological process: 'de novo' NAD+ biosynthetic process from L-tryptophan. Gene Ontology annotation, cellular component: cytoplasm. Bases 203 to 1279 code for a protein of 358 amino acids. NCBI's taxonomy places the organism in Eukaryota, Fungi, Basidiomycota, Agaricomycetes, Boletales, Serpulaceae.